AUGGCUAAGGCACAUGCAUUGGCUGCAGCAUUGUUGCUUGUCAUGUCGGUGUCCCUCUCCGCACUAGGGGGUGUUCAUGGCGUUUGCGGCAUGUCAAAUGAUGAAUUCAAGCUUUGCCAGCCCGCGGCGGCAGUGAAUAACCCGACAGACAGUCCGUCGGCUGAUUGUUGUGCUGCGCUUGGGAAGGCCAACCUAUCAUGCAUCUGUCGGUACAAAGGCAACGCCGGCAUAUGGCUGAGAAAGUACCACAUCGACGCAAAGCGCGCCUUGGCCCUGCCCGGCAAGUGCGGUCUCACCAUGCCCAACAACUGCUCGUGA
Molecule: messenger RNA, 318 nt
Organism: Triticum turgidum subsp. durum (durum wheat)
Lineage: Eukaryota; Viridiplantae; Streptophyta; Magnoliopsida; Poales; Poaceae
Source: the annotation of a GenBank genome assembly